This is a messenger RNA of Euleptes europaea (tarantolino), 2672 nucleotides long. RefSeq names its product methionyl-tRNA synthetase 1 (gene MARS1). The transcript is spliced from 21 exons. The record is from RefSeq and is a predicted model, not a curated record. Gene Ontology annotation, molecular function: ATP binding; methionine-tRNA ligase activity. Lineage: Eukaryota; Metazoa; Chordata; Lepidosauria; Squamata; Sphaerodactylidae. The coding region runs from base 1 to 2658 and encodes 885 amino acids. Gene Ontology annotation, cellular component: cytosol; aminoacyl-tRNA synthetase multienzyme complex. Gene Ontology annotation, biological process: methionyl-tRNA aminoacylation.
AUGAGGCUGUUGGUCAGCGAGGGCAGCCCCGGCGGGCUCAAGGUGCUGGCGGCAGCCAAGGCCACCGACGCACCGGUAGAGAUCCAGUGGGUCCCGCAUGACGCUGCUGUGGUUCCGUUCCUCACCCACCCAUGGGUGCCAGCACUGCAGUUCAAAGAAGGGUCCUUCCUCUUCUCCCCAAAUGCAAUUUGCCAGUACUUCUUCUUUUUGUCCGGAAAAGAGAUGGGCGAUUUUACCCAGGCGCAGGGCAAUUUUGCCAAUCAGUUGUUUGAAUGGGAAGCGACUGAGCUUCAGCCUGCUGUGUCCUCUGCCUUGUAUCAUCAUGUGGUGCAUGGAAAGAAAGGAGAAGAGGUUUUGGAGAUUGUCUGGCAGCUGCUGAGCUACAUUGAUCAGACUCUUACCAAAAAGAAUACUCCUUAUCUUAAUGGGGACGCUGAGUCAGCAGUCGACCUUGUCUUCUGGGGAGCCCUCUUUCCUCUGCUGCAGGACGGAGCCUUACUGCCAGAUGGCCUGAAAUUCCUGAGGGACUGGUUCCAGAAAAUGAACCUGAAGGAACAUUGCAAGAAGACUGUCGAAACUGUGUGGACCCGCAAAGGAGUACAGGAGCUGAAGGCCUACCUACAGAAGCAGCCUGCUCCCGCCCUGGCCUUUGAGAAGCCCGCCACCAAUGAGCCAAAGGAGGAAGAAUCUCUUCAGCGCCUGUCUGAGGAGGAGAUCACGGCGGUCGCGGAAGUCUGGAGCAGAGGGGCAGCUGCCCUCCCCAAGGCCUGGAAGCCGCAGCAGCCUGUAAUGCCCGUGGAAGGCAUGAGGAAUGUGCUGAUCACCAGUGCACUGCCUUAUGUCAACAACGUGCCCCACCUUGGGAACAUCAUUGGUUGCGUCCUCAGCGCGGAUACUUUUGCUAGGUACAGCCGUCUGCGCAACUGGAACACGCUGUACUUGUGCGGCACUGAUGAAUACGGCACGGCCACUGAGACCAAGGCCGUGGAGGAGGGGCUGACGCCCCAGCAGAUCUGCGACAAGUACCACGUCGUCCAUGCCCAGAUCUACCAGUGGUUCAACAUCUCCUUCGACUACUUCGGCCGCACCACGACGCCCCAUCAGACCACGAUAGCCCAGAGCAUCUUCCAGCAGCUGCUGGAACACAAUUACCUGCUGACGGAGACGGUGGACCAACUCAAGUGUGAACACUGUGACCGGUUCCUGGCUGACCGCUUCGUGGAGGGCAUCUGCCCAUUCUGCAGCUAUGAAGAAGCCCGUGGGGACCAGUGUGACAAAUGCGGCAAAUUGAUCAAUGCCACUGAACUCAAGAAACCGCUGUGCAAAGUCUGCCAGAGGACUCCCGUGGUGAAGCCUUCCCAGCACCUCUUCCUGGACCUGCCCAAGCUUGAAGACCGUUUGGAGAAGUGGCUGACCUCAUCCCAGUCCACCGGGGACUGGACCCCCAACGCCAGGUUCAUCAGCCGGGCCUGGAUCCGUGACGGGCUCAAGCCCCGUUGCAUCACACGCGACCUGAAAUGGGGUACGCCGGUCCCGUUGGAUGGGUUCCGUGACAAGGUGUUCUAUGUCUGGUUCGAUGCUCCUAUUGGCUAUCUGUCCAUCACAGCCAACUACACCGACCAAUGGGAGAAAUGGUGGAAGAAUCCGGAGCAGGUUCAGCUUUACAACUUCAUGGCAAAAGACAACGUCCCCUUCCACAGCGUCGUGUUCCCUUGCUCAUUACUAGGUACCGAGGACAACUAUACUUUGGUCAGCCACCUCAUUGCGACAGAAUACCUGAAUUACGAGGAUGGCAAAUUCUCCAAGAGCCGCGGCAUCGGGGUCUUCGGGGACAUGGCCAAAGACACGGGCAUCCCCGCGGACAUCUGGCGCUUCUACCUGCUCUUUGUGCGGCCCGAGAGCCAGGACAGCGCCUUCUCUUGGAGCGACCUCAUGCUGAAAAACAAUUCGGAGCUGCUCAACAACCUGGGCAAUUUUGUCAACAGAGCUGGAUCGUUUGUGUGCAAGUUCUUCGGAGGACGUGUUCCCGACAUGGAGCUGAACCAGGACGACAAGCGCCUGCUAGCUCACAUCACUGUGGAGCUGCGGCAGUACAACCAGUUGUUGGAGAAGGUCCGCAUCCGUGACGCCCUGCGCAGCAUCCUGAGCAUCUCUCGCCAUGGCAACCAGUAUCUCCAGGUCAAUGAACCCUGGAAACGCAUCAAGGGCAAUGACACGGACAGGAAGCGGGCGGGCACGGUGAUUGGUGUGGCUGUCAACAUCUCCGCCCUGCUGUCGAUCAUCGUCCAGCCGUAUAUGCCCAGCGUGAGUGCUGCCAUCCAAGGGCAGUUGCGCCUUCCUGCUGAUUACAACGUCGUGACCAAUGACUUCAUCUGCACCUUGCCAGCCGGGCACCAGAUUGGAACAGUGACCCCCCUCUUCCAGAAGCUGGAGAGCGAACAAAUAGAAAACCUGCGGAAGCGCUUUGGCGGUGGCCAGCUUGAAGACUUCCUGUUGAAGCCAAAGGAUAACUACGUGCAGCAGCUGAAAGCCCAAAAAGGAGAGAAGAAACAGACUGAUGCUGCAUCUUCAAAGUUAACACAACUGCAGAAGCAGCUCUGCUUGGCAGAAGGAAAGAACCCUGCCCCUCAGGCCCCCAAGGGAAAAGUGAAAAAAUGAGUUUGCGUGGAGCU